AUUCCACGGAGGGAAGGCAAUCCACAUUUUCAAAUUCGAUCAAAGCCGCCACCCAACUCAGUUGAGAGAAAAAAAAAAACCCUUUGAAAAUUUCUUUUGAAUUCAUACCUCAAUCUCCUCCGUCUUCUAAUAUUCAAAAUUCCCUCUACCAACCCCAAAUCCUGUGCGGAUUCAUUGAAUAGAACGAUCACCAAACACCUACAUUCUCGGUGGCUUCCUUUGCUUAGUUUUUACAAAAUUCCACUAUUUAGGACUGUUCAUAUUCCUCUAUUCCACCCACCGAGUUUCGAAAUCAAUUUUCCUGGAAACUUGGCUUUCUGGGUAACCGCAUUUUAGGAUAUUUGGGCGAUUUUGAGCGAUUAGUGUACUAAUUUUUCCCAGAGUCGUGAAGGGACUAGUCUGUGAUUUUGCCUAAUUUCUGGGUUUUUACGAUCAUGAUCUCUUCUUUGAGUCAAUCUGCAAAAUCGAUUAAUGGGUCCGACGUUGUUCUCCGGCGGAGGUCUCCGGCGCCAAUCCGGCGGUUUUCGUGUCCACCUCCAUUGCCGGUGCAGAAACCCCAAGGCGCCGUAGUCUGUAUGAAAAAUGCUCUUCAUGUCUCUUCGGUUUCGAACUUUGGGCCAUUGGGAACUCGGAAGAGUGAUUUGAUUACGAGAAAAGCUUAUGAGGCUGAUCGGUCGGAGCCGAUCGAGUCGAACAUUGAACUGACGGUGGCCGAAGCGCCGUCGGAGGCGGCGGCGAAGAAGGUUAAGAUCGGGCUGUACUUCGCUCUGUGGUGGGGUUUGAACGUGGUGUUCAACAUUUACAACAAGAAGGUUUUGAAUGCGUAUCCAUAUCCAUGGCUGACCUCCACACUUUCUCUCGCUGUUGGCUCUCUCAUCAUGUUAUUCUCUUGGAUGACCAGGAUCGCCGAGGCACCCAAGACCGAUUUUGAGUUCUGGAAGUCUCUGUUCCCGGUUGCUGUGGCCCAUACGAUUGGACAUGUAGCGGCAACCGUGAGCAUGUCAAAGGUCGCUGUCUCAUUCACUCAUAUCAUCAAGAGUGGUGAGCCUGCCUUUAGUGUACUGGUUUCAAGGUUCUUGUUGGGUGAAACUUUUCCACUUCCUGUCUAUCUCUCUCUCGUCCCGAUCAUCGGUGGCUGUGCGCUCGCUGCUGUGACUGAGCUCAACUUCAACAUGAUUGGUUUCAUGGGAGCCAUGAUAUCAAACUUGGCAUUCGUCUUCCGAAACAUAUUCUCGAAGAAAGGCAUGAAGGGGAAGUCCGUUAGUGGAAUGAACUACUACGCCUGUCUUUCGAUAUUGUCCCUUUUGAUUCUUACUCCGUUCGCCAUUGCUGUCGAAGGACCGCAAAUAUGGGCUGCUGGAUGGAAAACAGCUCUCUCUCAGAUUGGACCUAAUUUCGUAUGGUGGGUAGCAGCACAGAGUGUGUUCUAUCAUCUCUACAACCAAGUUUCUUACAUGUCGUUGGAUGAGAUUUCUCCCUUGACGUUCAGCAUUGGUAACACCAUGAAGCGUAUAUCAGUGAUAGUUUCUGCGAUCAUCAUCUUCCGCACCCCGGUCCAGCCCGUCAACGCUCUCGGAGCCGCCAUCGCCGUUUUUGGGACCUUCUUGUAUUCACAGGCAAAACAAUGAGAAUAAGAGACUCUUAGAAUUUACAUUAUUCAUCAUGUAAUAUAUAGCUGAAAUGAUUGGGACCGAAGCUGUUGAGCAGCGUCGGGGUUUUCUAUAUGGCAAUGUGACGGAUUCGACUUUACAAUUACGAAAAUUGGGUUUUGAUCUCGUAAACCAGUAGGUGCAUCUUGUGUUUAGUUAUUGAGAGAUGAAUAAGUAGCAAUUUGCUAUGCAUGAAUAAGUUUAUACAUGAAUAAAAUGAGUUGGGGAAGGCAAAUCUUUAAACUGGAUGAGGUUGGGGGGCAGGUGUGAUUCUAAAGGACAAUGGCUCAAACAAUUUUUCUUUUCUGCUUUGAUAAAUUUACAUUAUUCUGCUC
Momordica charantia (bitter melon) is the source of this 1984-nucleotide messenger RNA. Its product is annotated as glucose-6-phosphate/phosphate translocator 2, chloroplastic. Gene Ontology annotation, biological process: transmembrane transport. Gene Ontology annotation, cellular component: membrane. Gene Ontology annotation, molecular function: transmembrane transporter activity. Lineage: Eukaryota; Viridiplantae; Streptophyta; Magnoliopsida; Cucurbitales; Cucurbitaceae. The record is from RefSeq and is a predicted model, not a curated record.